Brassica napus (rape) is the source of this 1765-nucleotide messenger RNA. RefSeq lists its product as uncharacterized. The transcript has a single exon. Bases 973 to 1725 code for a protein of 250 amino acids. NCBI's taxonomy places the organism in Eukaryota, Viridiplantae, Streptophyta, Magnoliopsida, Brassicales, Brassicaceae. The record is from RefSeq and is a predicted model, not a curated record.
CGUUUCAAUUUAAUUAUAUAUAUAAUAGUUAUUUGCUUCUCAGUUAUUCAAUAUAUAUAUAUAUAUAUAUAUUUAUAAUUUAUAAAUAAACUUAUAAUAAAUAAUAAUACAUAAAAUUAAGUUGUGUAAACUAUGCUAAUUCCACGCAAAGUGCAUGAAUCGUACCACUAUCAUAGUAUUAAUUAAAUACUUUGGAUGAAUUGACAAUGAUCUUUAAUGUCGCUGUUAAGAUUAGUGGGAACUUAAAUAAGAAUUGAUAUGGUUUAGUUGCGUUAUAUCUAUACGAAAGAGAUCGAAUCAAAUAUUGAUUUAGUCAUUUGUUCUAAAACGAAAUUACCUGCUUUCAAAUUAAAUAGAAAUGAUUAAAAGAAAUCAUUUAUAUAUUAUCACAUAGAUAAAAACGUUACAAAUAUAUACAUUUUUGUUAGGAAAAUAAAAUAAAUAUGUUCUUUGGGUAUCAAAAAGAAAACUCUUCAUCAUAACUUUCAAAAUUACAAGCACAUGGAAGAUAUAAGAACAACCAUGGAGUAAAAGCUGAUUCCCAAACAACAAAUUUAGCUAUGGUUUAUGUCUUCGACUCAAAAAAGAUUGUACACACAUUGAUUCUACACAAAUCUCCUAGGUUUUUUUACAUCAAACAACUCCUAAGAUAUAAAAAUGCAAAAAUAGUGGUUACAUUGACCAUAAAUUAAUAUAUGGUCACUAUGGCCAGUCAAGUAGCCAAAGUCAACUACUACUCUACCACGAUCUCAGAGUUUCUAACGACUGAGUUAGAAUUAAUAUUCUUGGACAACUGAACAAAAGUUUAUAAAUUUGUAACCACAACUAAACAAAGACUAUUAUCUGUUUGAUAUUGUCUAAACAAAAAUUUAUACACAAGUAGUCUAACAACCAGAUCUUUUUAAAGCACCUCGCAUUCUCUCAAAUCUAAACGAUUCUCAAGAACAAGAACAAAAAAAAAAGAACUACGAGAUGUCUUCGUUGAGGCCAGAACAGCAUACAGUCCAUCAUUUCACCCAUAUUCAUUCAUUAACGAAGGUUGACGGAUAUGGCGAGUUCACAUGCGGCGGUUGCAAAACUUUUGGCUUUGGGAAGACCUACCGUUGCUCCUGGUGCGACUACAAUCUUCACGAACACUGCGCUACGUGCCCCCCUACUCUCUUCAGCUUCAUGCACCCACAACACGAGCUCCAACUAGUCUUUAGAGGACCAGAGCAAACGCACCAUGAAAAACGUAUGUGCAACAUCUGCGACGAACCAGCCGAAGGGCUCUUUUACCAAUGCCAUCCUUGUGGCUUCGACGUCCAUCCACUCUGCACACAGCUGCCUCAGCACGUGAGACACGUGCCUCAUGCCGCCCAUCAUUUAGAGCUGAGUCACUGGGGAGCGAGCAGCGCGUGCAUGGUUUGCAGCGGUGCAAUCAGGUCUUGGCGGUACAAGUGUGGCCCAUGUGGGCUAGAUGUUCACAUGGAAUGUGUUAAUACGUCUGCAGCGUCAGUAGCAACAAUUCAGCAGAGGUGUUAUGGGCCACAACCGCAUUAUCACCCUUCUCAGUAUUAUCAUCCUUAUUACAAUCAUGGAUAUACAAACCAUCAAGGUCAGGUUCAAGAGUCCACUCCGAGCAUAGGAAGAAGAAUGUUUGGCAUUUUAAUGGCUCUAACCGUUGGGGUUAUCUGCAAUAUUGUCGCUGCGCCGGUCUCUGAUGCCUUUACUGGCGGCUUCUGAAAUGGCACGUCUCUUACAUGCUGCCGUUAUAUAUGCUUAU